GCGGAGCCAGAGCGCUGCGGGCUCACAAAGCGGCCGGACGCGCAGCGGCGGGUGGCAGGAGCGUAGGAGAGCGAGCCGGCAGAUCAGCCUCCUCCGCGACCGCACCACGCGAGCUCGAGCAACUCGGACGCGGGCACCCGGGCCGGCCCCCACGAUGCCAGCGAUCGCGGUGCUGGCGGCGGCGGCCGCGGCGUGGUGCUUCCUCCAGGUGGAGAGCCGGCACCUGGACGCGCUGGCGGGCGGCGCGGGCCCCAACAACGGCAAUUUCCUAGACAAUGACCAGUGGCUGAGCACCGUCUCCCAGUACGACCGGGACAAGUACUGGAACCGCUUUCGAGACGAAGUUGAGGAUGAUUAUUUCAGAAGCUGGAAUCCCAACAAGCCCUUUGACCAAGCCCUGGACCCGUCCAAAGACCCCUGCCUGAAGGUGAAAUGCAGCCCUCACAAAGUAUGCGUGACCCAGGACUACCAGACGGCCCUGUGUGUCAGCCGCAAGCACCUGUUCCCCAGGCAAAAGAAGGGGAGCGUGGCUCACAAACACUGGGUCGGACCCUCGAAUCUGGUGAAGUGCAAGCCGUGCCCCGUGGCACAGUCAGCCAUGGUCUGCGGCUCCGACGGCCACACCUACACUUCCAAGUGCAAGUUGGAGUUCCAUGCUUGUUCUACUGGCAAAAGCUUCACCGUCCUCUGUGAUGGGCCCUGUCCAUGUCUCCCGGAGCCCGAGCCACCAAAACUCAAGACACAAAAGAAUGCCUGCACAGAUAAGGAGUUGAGGAACCUCGCAUCCCGCCUGAAAGACUGGUUUGGAGCCCUUCACGAGGAUGCCAACAGGGUCAUCAAGCCCACCAGCUCUGAUGCAGCCCAAGGCAGAUUUGACACCAGCAUCUUGCCCAUCUGCAAGGACUCCCUGGGCUGGAUGUUCAACAAGUUGGACAUGAAUUAUGACCUCCUGCUUGACCACUCAGAGAUCAAUGCUAUCUACCUGGAUAAGUAUGAGCCCUGCAUCAAGCCUCUCUUCAACUCCUGUGACUCCUUCAAGGAUGGCAAGCUCUCCAACAAUGAGUGGUGCUACUGCUUCCAGAAGCCUGGAGGUCUCCCUUGCCAGAAUGAAAUGAACAGGAUUCAGAAGCUGAGCAAGGGGAAAAGCCUGCUGGGAGUGUUCAUCCCUCGGUGUAACGAGGAGGGCUAUUACAAAGCCACACAGUGCCACGGCAGCACGGGCCAGUGCUGGUGUGUGGAUAAAUAUGGCAACGAGCUGGCCGGCUCCAGGAAACAGGGCGCCGUGAGCUGUGAAGAGGAGCAGGAGACCUCAGGGGAUUUUGGCAGUGGCGGCGCUGUGGUCCUGCUGGAUGACCUGGAGGACGAGCGGGAGCUGGGACCAAAGGACAGAUCCGGGAAGCUGAGGGUGCACACCCGGGCAGUGACAGAGGAUGACGAGGAUGAGGACGACGACAAAGAGGACGAGGUGGGCUACAUCUGGUAGUCCCCACGAGGAAGAGGACACAAGGUUUGCACCGACCGGCAAGUCACUUCCUACUCUGGCAUUUGUAUCUAAGACCCCACAGCACCAAGGCCUCUUCUCCAUUGUUGCUCUCUGUACCCGACCUGAGGUUUGGAAGACCGCUCCUUGUCCCCCGAACAUUCUGGUCUUGCAUACAGUUGUGUGGGAAGAAGGGUGUUGUGUUCUGUUUUUAUUUAGACAGGGGAGCGGCUGGCUGAGCUGGAGCCUCCUUCCCUCCCAUGAGAGUUGUACAACGCGCAUGUGAAGUUUGUGGGAUUCUGACUGUGCAGGGAGCCCCCACCUUGUAAACGUCCAAGAUGCUUUUCGAUUACCCACACCAGUGGUCAUUCCAGCAUGGUUCCCAGCCUUACGAUGUCUAAGUGCUUUUCUUGUGUCCUGUAGAUGUCGUGGAAAACACACCACACUGUACUUUCUUCUGCCCUAUCCCCACCACCCCUCGUGGUAAUAAUUAAAAAUUCGUUUUUCAUAUCACUCUA
Molecule: messenger RNA, 1998 nt
Organism: Lontra canadensis (Northern American river otter)
Lineage: Eukaryota; Metazoa; Chordata; Mammalia; Carnivora; Mustelidae
Gene: SPOCK1
Product: SPARC (osteonectin), cwcv and kazal like domains proteoglycan 1
Exons: 12
Coding region: 155-1483 (442 amino acids)
Molecular function (GO): calcium ion binding; protein binding
Source: RefSeq, a predicted model, not a curated record